UCAGUUUUGGCCACGCCGAGUUUGCGGAGAAGAAUUGGAGAGGAAUUUCACUGAAAGCAUCACACACACACACACACACUGCUUAGUUGCCGUAUAUAUAGAGAGAUAUAGAUAGAUAGAUAUACUGUUGUUUGUAUAUAUAAAUUAAUAUAUAUGUAUAUAGAUAUACAUAUAUAGAAGCGGCUUUCUUCUUAAGUUAUUUAUUUAUCUAGAGAUGCAGUACUCACCCUCAAGGUUGCUAUGGCCAGUGUCCAUCUUCUUGUCUCUGCUACUACUUCUAUUUCUCUCGGCGGUUGAGGCAAAGUCCAACAUUGAAGAAAUGAAAUGUGCAGUUUGCCGAGUUCUUGUAGGAGAAACAAAUUAUAGAAUAAAUCUUGUAGACCCAAAGAAAAAAGUUCAAGUUGGAAGUUUUCGUGUCGACCCAGAUGGUAAUCAAAAUACACACGAGGUUCCGUAUGGAAGAUCCGAGCUUCAUUUAGUAGAGAUUAUGGAAAAUUUGUGUGAAUCUACGAAACAUUAUGCUGAGACUACAAACAAACUGGGAAAGAAGAGCUUAAUUCGGACGAUGACGUACAAUGGGGAAGCUGUGUCACUUGAUGACUUCAAAGUAAAUUCUGAACUCUCAGAGAAACUAAAAUAUAUGUGUGACAACAUCCUGGAGGAAUAUGAAGAGAAAAUGAUUGAAUUAUUCCGAAGACUUGACAUCAAAGACCAUGGCACCAGGUUGUGUCGGGAUGUGAUGCGUGUGUGUACAUCUGAUGACAUGGAGAUUGAAAUGCCAAAAGCCCCGCUCAAGAAAGAUGUAGUAGAGGCGGCAGAAGCCAAGAGAAAAGCCAGCAGUGAGGAAUCAGAUGAAGAUGAUAAAAGUGAUGAAGAAACUGAUGACGAAGAUGAUAAUGAUGACGACGAUGAUGAUGAUGAUGACAAAAACAAAGACAAGAAGAAAAAUGAAGAAUUAUAAAGAAGGGGAAGGGAGGGGAGGGGGGUUAGAUUAUUUUUAUUUUGAUUGUUUGUUUUCAUCUGUAACACCCGCUCCCCUCCUACCUCCACCAUCAUCACCAACAAGUCUCAUUAUCGUUACUGUUUCUUGUUAUUAUUGUAAUUCACUCUCUCACUACCCUCUCAUCCUCCUCCCUACCUCUUUUAAUAAUCUUUUAUUUACUGCUGACAUUAAUUAGCUCCAACGAAAAAAAAAAA
Molecule: messenger RNA, 1197 nt
Organism: Octopus sinensis (East Asian common octopus)
Lineage: Eukaryota; Metazoa; Mollusca; Cephalopoda; Octopoda; Octopodidae
Product: protein canopy homolog 2
Exons: 6
Coding region: 215-961 (248 amino acids)
Cellular component (GO): endoplasmic reticulum
Source: RefSeq, a predicted model, not a curated record